Molecule: messenger RNA, 1880 nt
Organism: Daldinia loculata
Lineage: Eukaryota; Fungi; Ascomycota; Sordariomycetes; Xylariales; Hypoxylaceae
Exons: 1
Coding region: 83-1822 (579 amino acids)
Source: RefSeq, a predicted model, not a curated record
UCUCACAACUCAUCUUAACUAUCUCAUCUUACUUACCACCCAUUCAACACAACCAUCUCCUCUGCCUUCUACGCGUGUCAAGAUGGAACAAGCUACACCGCGAUCAUUUCUAGAUCUCCCUGCCAUCAUUCGACGUCGAAUUUAUUGCGCAGCUGGCCUAGUCACCAACACCAACAUCUACGUGAGCUGUGAAGAACGUAAAGAAAUUCGUCGGCAUAUAGAGCUAAAGGACAUACCUGACCUUACAUUUUCUCUCAACCUACUUAUCACCUGUCGAGCUAUCUACAAAGAGGUAUCUCAUCUACUGUUCUCCACCAAUUGUUUCUGCACAAAAGAUCCGCAAUACUUAUGCCAACUUCCUGCUUCUUUUAUAUCGUCUCUAUCAUCUUUAAAGUUCUACCUGAACGCCAUCUACGAUCCAGGUUGUUGCGGUGAGCGCUCAAGAUAUCCCAGUAAUAUCAAUCCAAUAGUCAGCACCAUCCCCGCUCACCGUUCUCUACUUGAAAGAUGGGAAAUUACGGUACGAUUUAUCAGUUCGCAACUAAAACCUCAAAAUCUCAAGCUCGGCCUGAUCUGCGAUGUGGAUGAUGAAGAGACGGCAUGUCUUGUUGUUAAACCCCUUCGCUAUCUGCCUACCUUGUCCGGCUGCGAGAUUCGACUCAGCUGUAGGCCUGAUAGCCAGCUUGAAAACAUAGCCCGAAAGGCUGCCUUACACGCCCUAGGACAGCGGCCACUCAAGCAGCCACCAGAGAGCCUUCAUUUUCUACGGCUCCCACUGGAGAUUCAGCUAGAGAUAUUAGAGUAUACCGAUCUAGUUACGCCUUUAAGCCAUGUCCUACGGAUCUCGCCUCAUAAGUACUAUCUCAAAACCUAUUAUUGUGAAGCACCGCACGAGCCUCCGUUUCAUACAUGCCACCCUAAUGCCCACAGAGCAUGUAUUGGUGAUGGAGAUCAGUGCCGAAUAUUAUGCCCGCAUCGGAAGUGUAGCUACUGUACCCAUUAUGCCUGCCAGUUUCGGACUUGUGGGAGAAAAGUAGAGGGCGAAUAUGCUUGCAUUACGGGUUGCUUUUGCAGUGUACGACAUGCCUCUUACUCACCACAUUGCCGUUGUUGGCAGCCUCCGACACCAUUGUUCCUAGUCAGUAAGGAAUUUUAUGCAGCCGCACAGAGUGUAUUCUUCUCCAUGAAUCACCUCGCUAUAAAUUACGAUCGCUACACGUUAUCCGAACUUGGAAGAGAUACAACCAAAUUUUUUACCAGCUUCAUCUCCGGCCAUUUAUUACACAAUCUUCGCUCACUACAGAUCCAUCCAUACUAUCCCGAUUUUAGCCAAUGGAUGCAGACUGUCCGGUGCAUCAAGGAUAAGCUUAUUAAUUUACAAUAUCUGUUUCUCGUAGUCUAUACCAGCGUCUUACCGAGCUGGCCAGACUUCCCUGAUGACAACCCAUUCCCACGACCCACACUUGCAGAAGAAAGGGGCAUCGAUAUCGUGAGGGAGUCAGUCGACUUUGUAUGGCCAGUGAGACAUAUUGGUUCGCCAAGUAGUGCCAUCCGAUUGUUUUUCGUGGAGUUUUCCUUGGAAGGCGCGUCAGUGUACUACUAUAAGCGACAUGAGCAAGAACAUCUUCCUACUACUAUAAUCCGUAUGGACAUCACAAAUAUUCAUUCUGAGGACGUUUAUGUUGAACGCAAGGUUUGUAGCGAUCUCAUGUGCGAGGUAGACGACAGCUCGUUAGCGUUGAAGUCGACGAGCGGUGUGUGGGUAGAAGGUAUCUUAGCGCGCCCUAACCCAGACAUUUAUGAUGGAUUUACUUCCGAGUAAUAUACAUUGAGCGUUUCGUCGCAAAGGUGGUAUAGUUCUGCAACAUACCUGCGCAGGC